This is a messenger RNA of Vigna umbellata (rice bean), 1353 nucleotides long. The record is from RefSeq and is a predicted model, not a curated record. Lineage: Eukaryota; Viridiplantae; Streptophyta; Magnoliopsida; Fabales; Fabaceae.
UGUACGACUCCAAAGUUGGUGGACAACUGGGCCUAAUACUAGUGAAAAGUACAAGAGUGUUGUUUUUGUUGAGCCCAGACAGGUUUGUAUGACUGUGUUCGUGGAUAUGUCUUGCUUCGUCUCUUUCUUCCACCGGUGACUCUAAAGUACGCACACGUUGUUCUUUCGGCUGAGGCAAUUUGGAAAAUGGGAGUGGACUAUUACAAACUUCUUCAGGUAGAUCGAAGUGCCAGCGAUGAGGAUCUCAAGAAAGCUUAUCGAAGGCUUGCUAUGAAGUGGCACCCUGAUAAGAACCCUAACAAUAAAAAGGAUGCUGAAGCCAAAUUCAAGCAAAUCUCGGAAGCUUAUGAUGUUUUGAGUGAUCCACAAAAGAGGGCAGUGUAUGAUCAGUAUGGUGAGGAGGGAUUGAAAGGGCAGGUGCCACCUCCGGGUGCUGGUGGAUUUUCCGGUGGCACUGAUGGUGGAUCAACGACUUUCCGGUUCAACCCUAGAAGUGCAGAUGAUAUUUUUUCGGAGUUCUUUGGGUUUUCGAGUCCCUUUGGAAUGGGGGAUAUGGGUGGCCGUGCCGGUCCAUCUGGCUUUCCCAGAUUUGGGGAUGACAUUUUUACCUCUUUUAGUAGGAAUGCGGCUGGAGAAGGCUCUGUCAAUGUGCCAAGGAAAAGUGCACCUAUUGAGAGAACCUUGCAAUGCAGUUUGGAGGAUUUGUACAAAGGGACUACCAAAAAAAUGAAGAUUUCCAGGGAUGUGAUUGAUGCUAGUGGGAGGCCCACCACUGUAGAGGAAAUUCUAACCAUUGAGAUCAAGCCAGGUUGGAAGAAAGGAACAAAAAUAACUUUUCCAGAGAAGGGAAACGAACAAAGAGGAGUUAUACCCGCUGAUCUUGUUUUUAUUAUUGAUGAAAAACCACAUGGUGUCUUCAAAAGGGAUGGCAAUGAUCUUGUUCUCACACAGAAAAUAUCCCUUGUUGAAGCUCUUACUGGUUACACGGCUCAGCUGACAACUCUUGAUGGCCGGAAUCUUACCGUAACCACCAACUCCAUCAUCAGUCCGACAUACGAAGAAGUGAUCAAAGGAGAGGGUAUGCCCAUUCCCAAGGAACCUUCCAAAAGGGGAAACUUGAGGAUCAAGUUCAAUAUCAAGUUCCCCUCUAGACUUACAUCAGAGCAGAAAACUGGCAUUAAACGAUUAUUGACAUCUCCAUAAACUCUGGUGAUGCGUCUCCUUACCACAUCAAAUCGUGAAAGAGUGGAAUUACUUACUCAGUUUUCAAUUUUCAUAUGGAAAUUCUUUCCUUUUGCGAGCUGGUUUCUGUUAUUAGAACAGUUUAUUAGAAGUUUGAUAUUUGUUGUUUCA